UCUAAAACCCAGCGUGUCUAUGAAGAGUAACACAUCUUUGGGAAGCCCCCCUAAUAUUAGCGAUGGAGCAGUGACUUCUAACCCUGACAAGCAGAAUGUCAAAGCAGCAGCCCUGCAGAGAGACACACUGCUGGAGGAGACUGAUGACAUGCAGCACAAUUCUCUCCAACCAGUGAAUGAUGUCUUGAAGAGAGUCAAAGGCCAACACAAAACCAGCAUGAAGAACAAGUAUGAGAGAUUAUUUGAAGGAAUCAAAUUAGAAAAGUAUCAAACUCUGCUGAACAGGAUCUACACACAACUCUACAUCAUAGAGGGAGAAAGUGAAGGAGUGAAUGAAGAACAUGAGGUUUUACAGAUGGAGAAAGUCAGAACACAAGACACUUUAAUCUGUUGCAAUGACAUCUUUAAACCCUUAAAUCAACCAGGAUGUGAGGUGAAAGACAAAAUCAAGACUGUUCUUACUAAAGGCAUCGCUGGAAUUGGAAAAACCAUCUCUGUGCAGAAGUUCAUUCUGGACUGGACAGAGAAAAAAGCCAAUCAGGAUGUAGAUUUCAUGUUCGUGCUUCCAUUUCGAGAGAUGAACUUGAUUAAAGAUCACCAGUACAGUCUUCACAGACUUCUGCUGGACUUUCAUCCUGAACUUCAAGAUCUGGACUCAAAGAUUUAUGAAGAGUGUAAGGUUGUGUUCAUCUUUGAUGGUCUGGAUGAAAGCAAAUUUGCACUGAUGUUUUCAGAUGAUGAGAAACUUUGUGAUGUGAAUGAGUCUUCAUCAGUGGCUGUGUUGAUGUCAAACCUCAUCAGAGGAGAGCUGCUUCCCUCUGCUCUGAUCUGGAUCACCUCCAGACCAGCAGCAGCCAAUCAGAUCCCCGCAGAAUACAUCAACCGUGUGACAGAAAUUCAGGGAUUCAAUGAGCCUCAGAAGGAGGAAUAUUUCAGGAAGAGAAUCAGUGAUGAGCAUCAAGCCAGCAGAAUCAUCUCACACAUCAGAAGAUCAAGAAGCCUCCACAUCAUGUGUCACAUCCCCGUCUUCUGCUGCAUCUCAGCUACUGUGCUUCAAAACCUUCUGGAACAAGAUGACAGUGCAGAAAUCCCUCAAACUCUGACUGAAAUGUACAUCCAUUUCCUGCUAACUCAGAUUAACAUGAAGAAUCAAAAGUAUGUUGAGAGAGAUCCAGAGAAACCCCUGAAGUCCAGCAGAGAUGUGAUUGUGAAACUUGCUGAACUGGCUUUCAAACAGCUUAUGAAGGGCAAUGUGAUGUUCUACGAGGAGGACCUGAUUGAGGGCGGGAUAGAUGUCACUGCUGCCUCAGUGUAUUCUGGGAUUUGCACUGAGAUCUUUAAGGAGGAAUCUGUGAUUCAUCAGAGGAAAGUCUACUGCUUCAUUCAUCUGAGCUUUCAAGAGUUUCUAGCCGCUUUCUUUGUGAUUUACUGCCAUGUUGUUGAGAACAUGAAUGUACUUAAGUUCUUUAUGGAAACGUGGUACAGGUUCAAUGAAAUCUCUCUGUAUGAGCUGCUACAAGCAGCAGUUAAUAAAUCAUUGCAGAGUAAAAAUGGACACCUGGAUCUUUUCCUGCGGUUUCUGCUGGGCAUGUCACUGGAGUCCAAUCAGAGACUCAUAAAGGAUCUAUUGACACUCACAGUGAACAGCUCAGAGACAAUCAACAGAAUCACACAGUACAUUAAAGACUCAAUCAAGGGUGACCAACUUUUCUUAGCUGACAGAUGCAUCAAUCUGUUCCACUGUCUGCUUGAAAUGAAGGAUCAGACUCUGUACAGAGAGAUUCAAGAGUUUGUGCAAUCAGAGAAUCUCUCAGUGAGGAAACUCUCUCCAUCUCACUGCUCAACAAUCGCCUACAUGCUUCAGAUAUCAGAGGAGGUGCUGGAUGAGUUUGAUCCGAGAAAAUACAACACAUCAGAUGUGGGCAGAAGAAGACUGAUACCAGCUGUGGUGAACUGCAGAAAAGCUCUACUUGCUUACUGUAAUCUCACUGAUCAGUGCUGUGAAGGUUUGUCUUCGUGUCUACAAUCAUCAAACUCACUGAGAGAGCUGGACCUGAGUAACAAUGACCUGCAGGAUUUAGGAGUGCAGCUUCUGUCUGAUGGAUUGAAGAAUUCACACUGUCAACUCAACAUACUGAGGUUGACAUGUUGCAGUCUUACUGGUCAGUGCUGUAAAAGUUUGUCUUCAUCUCUACAAUCAUCAAAUUCACUGAGAGAGCUGGACCUGAGUAACAAUGACCUGCAGGAUUCAGGAGUGAAGCUACUCUCUGAUGGACUGAAGAGUUCACACUGUCAGCUCAAAAUACUGAGAUUAUCUGGCUGUAUGGUGACAGAAGAAGGCUGUUGUUUUCUGGCUUCAGCUCUGAGUUCAAACCCCUCACACCUGAGAGAGCUGGAUCUGAGCUACAAUCACCCAGGACAAUCAUUAGUCAAGCUGCUCUCUGAUCCAAACUACAGACUAGACAAACUCAAUGUGGAUCAUGGAGGAGAGAUCAGGAUUAAACCAGGACUACAGAAAUAUGCAUGUGAUCUCACUGUGGAUCCAAACACAGCAAACACUUUUCUCACUCUGUCUGAGAGGAACAGAAAGAUGACACAUGUGAAAGAGAAGCAGCCGUAUCCUGAUCAUCCAGACAGAUUUGAUGAAUGUCUUCAGGUUCUGUGUAGAGAGAGUCUGUCUGGACGCUGUUACUGGGAGGCUGAAUGGAGCAGUGGUCAUAUUUUUAUAUCAGUGGCAUAUAAAAGAAUCGACAGGAAAGGAACGGGUGACUGUUGGUUUGGACACAAUGAAAUAUCCUGGUGUCUGUACGGUGUAAUGAACAGAUUCAUUGUCAAACACAAUAGUGAGAGCAAAUUGUUAUCUCUCAGUUUAAAAUGCUCUAACAGAGUAGGAGUGUAUCUGGACUGGUCAGCUGGCACUCUGUCCUUCUACAGCGUCUCUGACACACACACACUCACACACAUACACACAUUCAACACCACAUUCACUGAACCUCUCUAUGCUGGAUUUGGGGUUGAUUAUGAUAGUUCAGUUUCUUUGUGUGAGAUCAGUCAACCUCAGUCACAACUGAGACACAGUUGAGU
Messenger RNA from Carassius carassius (crucian carp), 3084 nucleotides. RefSeq names its product NACHT, LRR and PYD domains-containing protein 3-like. Gene Ontology annotation, molecular function: protein binding. Bases 20 to 3082 code for a protein of 1020 amino acids. Lineage: Eukaryota; Metazoa; Chordata; Actinopteri; Cypriniformes; Cyprinidae. The transcript is spliced from 7 exons. The record is from RefSeq and is a predicted model, not a curated record.